AUGUCCAACGAGCAAAUCGAGUCUCAUCCAAGUGAGGAGUUGGGUCGGAGCUUCCGGGUAGACUUAAUCCAGAUGGCCCGAGCCCUUAAUGAGGCGCAAGUGCGACAUCUUGUUUUCGGUUACUCUGCUGUCAGCCUUCUUCCCGAUGAUCCCGGCCAUGAUGGGUCUGGCGUCUAUCAUGAGAUCGAGUUGGCCGUCCCUCGUGACAAGACACUGUCGAGCUUCCGCCCGAUGAUCCUGAACACGACAAUCUUGAACACCAUGAUUCUGAACACGAGUCUGGCAACGAUCCAGUAA
This is a messenger RNA of Aspergillus calidoustus, 297 nucleotides long. The record is from the annotation of a GenBank genome assembly. Lineage: Eukaryota; Fungi; Ascomycota; Eurotiomycetes; Eurotiales; Aspergillaceae.